Molecule: messenger RNA, 609 nt
Organism: Melospiza georgiana
Lineage: Eukaryota; Metazoa; Chordata; Aves; Passeriformes; Passerellidae
Product: proline-rich protein HaeIII subfamily 1-like
Exons: 3
Coding region: 1-609 (202 amino acids)
Source: RefSeq, a predicted model, not a curated record
AUGGCUUUGGUCGGCGUUGCUCAGAGGCCCUUGGUAACUUCAGUGCUCGGCAAAGCCAUUGAUUUAUUCCUGACACACGUCACAAGUGGCAUGGUGGACAUACAUCUCCAGGUGGAUCCUGCCCCUCAGCCCCUUCCCGAGGGUGGCACCCAGCCACCUCUGCCCCCUCAGCCCCAUCCCGAGGAUGGCACCCAGCCACCUCUGCCCCCUCAGCCCCUUCCCGAGGGUGGCACCCAGCCCCCUCUGCCCCCACAGUCUCGGCUGUCCCUUCCCGAGGGUGGCACCCAGCCACCUCAGACCCCUCAGCCCCGGCUGUCCCUUCCCGAGGGUGGCACCCAGCCACCUCUGCCCCCACAGUCCCGGCUGCCCCUUCCCGAGGGUGGCACCCAGCCACCUCUGCCCCCUCAGCCCCUUCCCGAGGGUGGCACCCAGCCCCCUCUGCCCCCUCAGCCCCUUCCCGAGGGUGACAACCACCCCCCUCAGACCCCACAGCCCCGGCUGUCCCUUCCCGAGGGUGGCACCGAGACACCGCUGCCCCCUCAGCCCCGGCUGCCCCUCAGCCACCUCUGCCCUCUCAGCCCCAACACGCUGCAUUCCCAUCCACCAUAA